This is a messenger RNA of Aspergillus piperis CBS 112811, 966 nucleotides long. RefSeq names its product serine/threonine protein kinase. Gene Ontology annotation, biological process: protein phosphorylation. Gene Ontology annotation, molecular function: protein serine/threonine kinase activity; ATP binding. The coding region runs from base 1 to 861 and encodes 286 amino acids. The record is from RefSeq and is a predicted model, not a curated record. NCBI's taxonomy places the organism in Eukaryota, Fungi, Ascomycota, Eurotiomycetes, Eurotiales, Aspergillaceae. The transcript is spliced from 2 exons. Gene Ontology annotation, cellular component: cytoplasm.
AUGGAAGAGGAAAGAACCAUGGAAAAUGGACCUUCUCAAGCGCCAGGGUAUCCAGAAGCCCUGCAUUACAGGUUUAUACCGCCCAGUCUGGAAGGUCUUGAAUUCGUGCCCAACUUCGGAGAUAUUGUUUUUCGUGUGAAGGGGCAAUUCCUAGCCUGGGGAGGAACUGCGGUCCUAGAACGUUUGCCCUCAGGGAAUGUGGUCAAGACGCCGCUGCCGAACCCAUACUUUCAACGCGAACAUGAGCGUCAUAGAAAGAGUAUGUGCAUCGAGGCCAUUAUCUAUGAGAUUCUGAAAGACCAUCCGCGCGUACCAAAAUAUUUGGAUUGGGACCCAACCACCUGUUGCUUGACGAUGGAGUAUGUCGAGAAUGGGAGCCUUGCGGAUUUCCUAGAGAGGAAUCACCAAUCGAUAGCCGAUAGUAUGAGGAGGAAAUGGGCAAGACAGGCAGCCGAAGGUGUUCAAUUGCUUCACCAUCAUAACAUCAUCCAUUCCGAUCUAUCGCCUCACAACUUUCUCGUCGACUCGAACCUGGACUUGAAGGUCUCGGAUUUCGCUGGCGCCUCUGUUUUCGGUGCACCUGGCUCUGCUCUUCCCGGUACCCGCUAUCGUGAUCCACAUGUUGAGGGGUAUGUUCUCAGGUCCUCAGAUGACAUCUUCAGCCUGGGAUCAGUCAUUUAUUUCAUAAUGACUGGCAAGCACCCUUACCAGGACCUGCCCAGCGAUAAUGUCAAGUAUUUGUUCCAGUGCUCCCAAUUCCCUGAGGUCGGUCACCUCUCAUGUGGCAGUAUUAUAAGACGGUGCUGGUUGUUGGAAGUGGAUGCCACUGAAGUGUACGAAUACUUCAGCAGGCAUGGAUGAUUGGACAGACUUUGUAUUUACUAAUUCCCAGCCAAACAUAUGAGGUUCAUAUUUUGUCCAUUCUCACUGGCCAUCCGCACUGCAUGUCAUGGCAGUGUUCGUAGG